Colletotrichum abscissum is the source of this 1866-nucleotide messenger RNA. RefSeq lists its product as uncharacterized. Lineage: Eukaryota; Fungi; Ascomycota; Sordariomycetes; Glomerellales; Glomerellaceae. The coding region runs from base 1 to 1866 and encodes 621 amino acids. The record is from RefSeq and is a predicted model, not a curated record. Gene Ontology annotation, molecular function: DNA-binding transcription factor activity, RNA polymerase II-specific; RNA polymerase II cis-regulatory region sequence-specific DNA binding; zinc ion binding. Gene Ontology annotation, biological process: DNA-templated transcription; positive regulation of transcription from RNA polymerase II promoter by galactose. Gene Ontology annotation, cellular component: nucleus. The transcript has 9 exons.
AUGACGUCUCACGACGGCCCCGAGAUUUUACAAAUUUUCGGCUUCCUUCUUUCUACUUUCGUCUUCUUUCGGAAAUCCAGCCCGUAUUGGACGACGACUUUACCGAAUAUGCCCAGUAACGCCUCAAGCUCUAGAACCCACAAGUCGUGCGAUGCAUGCACGUCGCGCAAAGUCCGAUGUCCAGGUAGGCGCCCAGGGUCAUCUGGAACUUGUACCAAUUGCACGAGAAGGAAGAGCGAGUGCGUUUUCGGCGUGAGGAAACUGGCCCGCAGGCCAAACAUUCAAAGACAAUUCUUCCCUACGAGCCGGUCUUCCGGCACGCCUGAUGAGAUACAACAAGGGUGCACCGUAUCGGUUUUAGACUUCGCAACACUGCCAACACCGGCAUCUAAGUCGCCGGAUCCGACAAUCUCGGAGAAAUCAUCCACUCCCGAUCCAAAUCCCGGACGGCCCGCCCCGCACCGGAUUCCGGAACUCUACGUGGAUCGAGUACUCGAUAGAGCUCGUAAAGCUCCGAGAUCAACCAGGCCUUCCGAGGCCUCCAACUAUGUCAAAGGUUAUGGUAUUUUUGGCGGUACGAAGAAUUUGACCUUCUUUUCUGAAGGGAGAUUGAAAUCCCUCGCACAAUGCCUCGGCCAUGAGAAAGUCCACGAUCUGGUCGGGCGAAUUGCAAGCGCUGUUGAGGAACGCGGGAGGUUCGUCAAACUCCGUGCUUGUAGUUUGAAUCGUCGACCUGAGCGCCCGGCCUGCCUUGACGACAAAGCCCUUCUCGCAAAGUAUGUCAAAUUAUAUUUUGAGCAAGUACACCCUCGGUUCCCGUUCCUCGACCGCGACGCAUUCGAGAGGACUGCUUUUAGUCAGGAUCAACCUCACUCUGCGCCCAAAAGCAAGUCAUGGAUAUGUCUCUAUCAUUCCGUUCUUGCUCUUGGUUGUCAAUACGACGGUGGUGGGUCUUUUGAGCCUGGGGAAGGUGAUGCAUGGAAGUUCUUCUCAAUCGCUCUAGCCAACUUUGCCGAUUUGAUCAUGCUACCAGACACUCUUACAACUUUCCAAGCUGUAGUAGCAAUGAUGAUAUACUCGCUUGGUAUUGCUGGGAUUGUGCUGGAGCACGUCCUCAUGUCAGAAGCUGCCCGGCGAGCACAGAAUCUCGCCGACGCCAAGUUUGUCGGAGCCGCAGCAGACGCAUUUCGGCGGACUUUUUGGGUGUUUUACUCUUUGGAAAAGAUCAAUAGCUUCCAUCAUGGUAGAUCAUCUUGUGCCUUGAAUAACAUAGGUCGUUACAGGAUGAUGGCAACAAUUCCCAUCAUGGCCUUUUUUGUCUUAUUCGAUCUCGUCAUCCAUAAUCCUCGGCAAAUUCAUACAGCAACCAACUUGGCGUUGCUUGACGUGGUAAAGGGCCACUGCAGCCGAAUGGAAAUGAUCUCGAAUGGUGCGAUACCAGGAUCCAUGGUUGGCGAGUUUGCACAGAUCGCUCGAAGUUAUGUGAACGAGGUCAACGGACGGAGUCCAACCGGCCUGACACCACAUGCGCCAUCUGAAGCAUUCGAGGCACUCACUACACAGCCUCAAUGGUCACUGCCCCAGCAACCCAAUUAUGACGUCGCUUCAACGGACAUUCACACGGACUUCUCGACUAUGAACUUGGCCUCUAACUCGACUAUGACGGGACGUAUGGAUAUCGAAGCACCCGCGGUUGUCCCCAGUCCGCUCGUCGGAACUGACGUGAUGAAUCUCUUCGAAGGCUGGCUCCCCGACCUGGAUCCCAUGUUCUUCCACACUAUGAGCGCUCAGAACAACAUGGACCAAUCGACAUCUCAGCAGGACUUCCCGAUUUCCUCGGAUCCGUUGUAUGGACAUCCCUCUUGA